AUGGCGACAUCAGUGGGAGGUGACACGCCUCUGGCGCAGACGCCAGCAGACAAACUCAACCUCAUCAAGAGCAAUAUGCAAGAAGUCCUCAACCCGGAGAUCAUCGACAAAGUCGUCAACGCAAACGAACGACCUCUCCGGAUCUACUGGGGUACUGCAACGACAGGGAAACCUCACUGUGGAUACUUUGUUCCUAUGCUGAAGAUUGCUGAAUUUCUGGCCGCUGGCUGUGAGGUCAAGAUUCUCCUCGCAGACGUUCAUGGCUUCCUCGACAACCUGAAGGCACCGAUCGAGCUCGUCGAGCAGAGGGUGAAGUACUACCGGUUCGCCAUCACUGAGGCCAUGAAGGCUGUCAAUGUGGACACGACCCGGCUGGUCUUCGUGACGGGAUCGGACUACCAGACGAAAGGCGAUACUGGCGCGAAAUACUUCAUGGAUCUACUCAGGCUAUCGACGAGUGUGUCUGGCCACGAUGCAUCGAAGGCGGGUUCAGAGGUCGUCAAGCAAGUUGAUUCGCCACCACUAUCCUCACAAAUCUACCCGCUCAUGCAAGCUCUUGAUGAGGAGUACCUCGGAGUGGACGCGCAGUUCGGUGGCGUAGAUCAGCGAAAGAUCUUCACAUUGGCCGUGGAAGCCCUUCCAAGGAUAGGUUUCGAGAAGCGUGCACAUCUCAUGAACCCGCUCAUCCCUGGUCUGCAAGAAGGCGGCAAGAUGAGCAGUAGUGAUCCAGACUCGAAGAUCGACCUCAUUGAUCAGCCAGACAUUGUGAAGCGGAAGCUGAAGAAAGCUUUCUGCCCGCCGAAGCAAGUAGAAGGAAAUGGCGUGCUUUCUUUUGUGCAGUACGUGCUUCUCCCAGCAUCGGCGCUCAAGAACAACGGCACACCAAAAUUCGUUGUGCAAAGACGAGACGCGGAGCCGCUCACCUAUUCCUCAAUCGACGACAUGCGCAGAGACUACCUCGAUGAUGUGUUGCAGCCCCAAUCACUCAAGCCAGCAGUGACAGACGCUUUACUCGAGAUCCUCGGCCCGAUACGGAAGCAGUUCGAGGAGAACAAGGAAUGGCAGGAGGUCGAGCAGAAGGCCUACCCGCCACCUCCCGCACCGCCGAAGAAGGAGAAGAAGGUCAAGAACCUUGGGACGAGGUUUCCGGGUGGUAAGGGCGGUGACAAGGCGGAGGCUGCUAACGGGAGCGUUGAGGUGAAGGCUGAUGGUCACGUCGAGGGUCCUAAGGCGCAUGAGGUCAGUGUUGGGAAGAGUGCUGAAGACGCUGAGGGUGCGAUGCGGAGAUUGAGCGGGGGCAAAUCGUAG
Molecule: messenger RNA, 1308 nt
Organism: Saxophila tyrrhenica
Lineage: Eukaryota; Fungi; Ascomycota; Dothideomycetes; Mycosphaerellales; Extremaceae
Gene: TYS1
Product: Tyrosine--tRNA ligase cytoplasmic
Exons: 1
Coding region: 1-1308 (435 amino acids)
Biological process (GO): tyrosyl-tRNA aminoacylation
Cellular component (GO): cytoplasm
Molecular function (GO): tyrosine-tRNA ligase activity; ATP binding
Source: RefSeq, a predicted model, not a curated record